Nematostella vectensis (starlet sea anemone) is the source of this 1638-nucleotide messenger RNA. Its product is annotated as germinal-center associated nuclear protein. The transcript has a single exon. NCBI's taxonomy places the organism in Eukaryota, Metazoa, Cnidaria, Anthozoa, Actiniaria, Edwardsiidae. Gene Ontology annotation, biological process: spindle assembly; centrosome duplication. Gene Ontology annotation, cellular component: nucleus; centrosome; spindle. Bases 205 to 1290 code for a protein of 361 amino acids. The record is from RefSeq and is a predicted model, not a curated record.
GGGUCGUGCUCUUUAAAGAGAGCAUAAAAUACUUUCUUGUUUUAUGCUAAAUCAAGAGAGCAUAAGAUAUCUUAUGCUCUCUUGGCUCCAUCUAAUAUUUGAGCCGGCUCUUGGUACUGAAGCUUUUGCGGAUGUGAAUAUGUGCGCUUUUGGACACCCUGUGGUUUGCACAGCGGUUUCUCUAAGCAGAGGUUCCUUUCCAAAAUGGCGGACGAGUACCAUAAAAAGAUAUUCUCCAAGACUAAAGGAAGCAUGAAUAUGUGUCCAGAGAGAGAACUUGAAUUGAGAAAGCUCCAUGUUCUUGAGAGACCGCCAUACACUCCCGUCAAAGAAUUCUCGAGACCAGCCGCAGGAAGACAGACAGACUUGUCCGACCUUCGACCGCCUCAUGUACUGCUGAAAACGAUGGAAUACUUGAUCGGAGAUGUUCUUGACAGGAAGGACUUCCCUUGGAAAAUAAUUUACAAUUUUAUUUUCGACCGUAUAAGAGCGAUAAGACAAGAUAUGGUGAUUCAAAGAGUAGCCGACGAAACAGCAGUAUCGAUUUUGGAACAAGCUACGCGAUUUCACAUUUUGAGUCAUCAUAAACUCGCUGGGAUGCCUAUUGAAGACUUUGAUCCAAAAAUCAAUGGCAUACACACCACAGAGUGCCUCAAACGCCUUCUGGUCUUAUACAAACAUGUAUUCUCGAGAAACAGACCUGAGUUUGAGUCGUACUAUUUAUUGUGUAACUUGGACAAUACAAACGCCCUGAUUCAUGGUCUGCAGCUCCCAAAAUCAGUCCGCGUUGAAGUGAAUUACCAGUUGUCAUGGAAACUAGCCCUAGCAUAUCUCCAUGGCAACUAUGUUUUGUUUAUAAGGUUGCUACAUAGAUUGCCACGAUUGUCACUGUUUGCAGUGGUAAGUUAUGUAAGGGACAUGAGAAUAAGAGCACUUGAUGUCAUGAACACAGCAUACAGCAGUCAGCAGUGCAUGUUCCCUAUUGCAGAUCUCAAUACUAUUCUGGGAUUUGAGGAAUCUGAGAUUAAGGAGUUUCUGGCUGCUCAUGGUCUACCAGUCACAAGUGACUUUUUGAAAUUUCACAAAGGGAACCGUGUUGAUAAAACAAAUUCCUCUUCCAUAUCUGCUUCAGUUUCUGCCUUUACGAACAAAUUCGAGAGCUGCACUUUGAGAGAUAUAGUGAAAGGAAGAGACAAUAUGUUGGCUAGUGGAGGUGAUAAUGUGAAACAAUGGAAAGGCAGGGGGAGGGGCCGAGGUCAACUUAUGGCACAACCAGUAGGGUGGAGAUGAUAUUUCAUUGCAUUGAAUAUCCAUAAUGUAGAAUUGUGUUAUCUAGAAUUAUGAUAAAUAUAGAAUGUUGUAUUAAACAAAGGUUGGAUCCAAUUUGAUUGCUCUACUUAUAAAUUUCUUUAGAUCGUUGUAUUUAAUAAGUUGUUAAAAAUAAUAAGUGAUAAGUUGUUUAAAAAAAUACCAGAGUUUUGUUAGCCCUGCCCUAACCCUCAUAUGCAUCUAGGAGUAGGCCCAAAGGGGAGCAUGUAUCCCUCCCCUCCCUUCUACAGGCAUAAAGCAGGGUUGUGUUUAUUUAUACCAGGUGUAAUCAAUAUGAAAAAAUCCAAAUAAAAUGCCAAUCGAACACAA